UCGCAAUCCAUACAGCACUCUUUCGUUGUCCAAGAAGUACGGUGCGGGAGAUCGGCAAGUCCAGAAUGGAGAAGUCCUUAUGGUCUGCGGGGUGAAGCAUUCGCCUGGUGCCGAGUAGACGCGUCUUGACGCCGCCGACCAUUGUCCGAUCCCCACCAAUGCGCAACCCCUUCACUGAGCUCACUCCCCUCAUCUCGCGCAGCAUGCUGAAUCAAGGCUCCUCGAUGCUCUGGCGCGCUGGCGCUGCCUUUGUGGCGACUGGAGUCGUUACGGGUGCUUUCGGAGCCCAUGGCCUCAAGAAGCAGCCCAAUGUUACGCCGGAUACGGUGCAUGCAUGGGAGACGGCGGCUCACUACGCUGUCGUCAACGGCGUAGCCCUCCUCGCCGUGUCCAUGCACCCUCGCUUCUCCCGCCACGCCUUCGCGGGUCCCGCCAUUAUCGCUGGCACGGCCAUGUUCUCCGGCAGCAUUUUCGCGCUCACGGUCGCGAAGAUGAAGGGUCUCGGGGACAAAGUCAGGAUUCUGGGUCCCAUUACGCCUCUGGGCGGCUCCAUCUUGAUUGCUGGAUAUCUUGCUUUGUUGUUCUGAGUAGAUCACGACCGCCCGAAUCCUAUUGUAUGCAUACAAUGAUUGAAUGUGGAUCUCCCCUCUCCUGCAAACUGGCUCGACGAGUAUACCUCUAUAGUUGCGCUGGCGCUUGUCAUAUCAUGCAGCAACCUAAAGUCUUGAGCAACCC
This is a messenger RNA of Schizophyllum commune H4-8, 735 nucleotides long. Its product is annotated as DUF423-domain-containing protein. The coding region runs from base 159 to 587 and encodes 142 amino acids. Lineage: Eukaryota; Fungi; Basidiomycota; Agaricomycetes; Agaricales; Schizophyllaceae. The transcript has 6 exons. The record is from RefSeq and is a predicted model, not a curated record.